AUGAAUUACCGUUUUUCUACAAAGUAUUUCAACAACCGGUGUUCCUCUAAACUAAAUUUUUCUCACUAUUUGAACGAUGUAUUUGCUCAUAGCUUAUUCUUUCUUCAUAUCCAUCUUUCCAGCUACUUGGCAACCUGUGGAGUUGACCGAAAACUAAAGAUUUGGGACUUGAGAUCCACUUAUGAUCCUCUUUCCGAAAUCUUGCUACCUAUGUCUGCUUCAACAAUUAAUUUCAGUCAGAAAGGUUUAUUAGCAUUGGGUGCUGCUAAUACCGUACAGAUUUUACGUGACCCCCAUUCCAUUCCACCGUCCAAUGCAUCAAAAAUCUUUGAAACCAUUUCACCUAAUGUUAACCGACGAGUAAUUUCGAAUGCUUAUCUUUCUCACUAUGCGGUUCAUCCAGUUUAUCGUGUACGCUUUUGUCCUUAUGAAGACGUUUUAGGAGUAGGUAGUUCCGCUGGGAUUUCAUCCAUUCUUUGUCCUGGGAGCGCCGAACCUAAUUAUGAUGGUUUAGAAGAAAAUCCUUUUGCCAAUAAACGUUAUAGGCAAGAAAGGGAAGUUAAACGACUUUUGGAUAAGAUUCCAUAUACAAUGAUUUCAUUAAAAUCAAUCGUUGGUGAAGUUCGUCGUGAAGACCUUUUAGAAGAAUGGGAAAAGAAGAAAGCUGUAUUACUUGGACAAGUUCCCAAAGUCGAUACACCUGCUAUUAAACGAAAUAAACAAAAAGGUAGAUCAAAACCUGGCCGAAUCGAGGCAAAAAAGCAAAAUAUACACUUUGAACGUAAAAUGUUUACUAUCAAAGAAGUUUUAGGUGUACGGGAAGCGGAAGAGAAGUUACGACGAAAAGUUUCUUACAAAAAAAUCAAUGAUAUAAGCACAUUACCGAGACCUAGUGAAGCUUUAGUAACAAAAAAGAAAUUAUCGAAAAGACGCACAAACACUGCUCUUGAUGUGUUGAUUCCACCAAAAGAAUUUUAA
Schistosoma mattheei is the source of this 978-nucleotide messenger RNA. The record is from the annotation of a GenBank genome assembly. Lineage: Eukaryota; Metazoa; Platyhelminthes; Trematoda; Strigeidida; Schistosomatidae.